Messenger RNA from Aedes albopictus (Asian tiger mosquito), 1748 nucleotides. RefSeq lists its product as uncharacterized. The transcript has 3 exons. The record is from RefSeq and is a predicted model, not a curated record. The coding region runs from base 391 to 1341 and encodes 316 amino acids. NCBI's taxonomy places the organism in Eukaryota, Metazoa, Arthropoda, Insecta, Diptera, Culicidae.
ACACUGAAGAGUCGAUACGUGAGAAACCUAAGCAGUAUGCCCCAGGGAUUCAAGAGGCUGAAAACCAUACUCACCGUCUGUUGACCUCAUCGACAUUGUUUCGAAUUAUUCCAGUAACUCUGCACGGAAGAAAUGGUUCCAUCGAUACUUUCGCUUUCCUUGACGAAGGUUCCGAUCAGACUUUGAUAGAAAGCGAUUUGGCAACUUCGCUGGGCGUACAGGGAAUUCCUCAACCGCUACGGCUACGCUGGACUGGAAACACGACACGCGUUGAGGAGGACUCGCCAUCAAAUUACUGUCGAUAUUGCUGGGAUUGAUCAAAGCAAAUCGUAUAAGUUGCUGAAUGCUAGAACAGUCAGUAGCCUCGGUCUUCCCCGUCAAAGCUUCGUCAUGGAAGAAGCAGUUAAGAAACACAAGCACCUUCAGGGCAUUCCGAUCACCAGCUACCGAAAUGCAGUCCCGAAGAUCCUUAUUGGAGUGGAUAACUUGCGACUGGCAUUACCGCUCGAAGUUCGUGAGGGCAUUGCGACAGCACUGGUAGCUGUUAAAACAAGAUUAGGUUGGUGCGUCUACGGUCCCGGAGAAAGCAACAAACAAGAAUCUUACAAUUUCCAUAUCCGUGAAUGCGUUGCCGACGAAACCAUCUACAGACCAACGAAGAAGUUCAACGAAAUUGAAGCAGUUUAUACAAUACCGGUGGCAAUGCCUUCAACAUCAGGAGAAGAUCAAGCGGCAAAGACAGUUGAAUUGAGAAGCAAACCGUCUGGCGAUUCUCAGACGAAAGAUGCUAUGUGGAAACGGUGGACAGAUGUCUACUUCAAGGGAAUGCUUCGCAGCGAGGGGUGGCAGAGAUUGGUCGUGGAGGUGCAAAUGGGAGUACACUCAAGGCCUCUGACGUGUUUACCGUUAAUAGCGGAGCAGGCAAAGGUGCUUGAACUGAACCAUGACGAAGAAAGCGUUGCCGCAGUUCAGUUGCAGUUUAGAAAAUUGGUUGGACGAGCAAACCUUGGAAGAUCUUGGAAGCUUUUUCAGCGCCAGUCAGGCGAAAACAGAAAGUCAACGAGCCAUGACGGAAGGAAUCCGGGACGAAGCAACCGCAACCGCAAGAUUUCCAAUCCGGACAAUCAACGUCAGCAGAAUGACGCUAUACAAAGAGAAAAGGUCUCUCCGAUGUCAUGGUUAACACUGCUGGACCUACAAGGAGUGAGUGAAGUUCCGGAGAACUCCGGACUACACCCGGGGGAGACUGUUGCCGCAGAAGUAGUCCAGCUGGCAGCCCUGUCAUCCAGCGUUAGUGAAGCGUCGCGUCCAAUAGGCGAAGCGUCGCGGCAAAACAAGUGACAGCCGUCACAAACAGUGAGCCAGCUGUCAACGAUUCGUUUCCGGUGAUCAUUCCACAUUUUCCGAGACACAGUGCAGUGCAGCGUUCGUAGAAGAAAUAUUCAGUGUGAUUUUCUAAUAAUUUAUCACCUUUCGUUUCCAAAUACGGAUGUGUUUUCGACCGCAGGUUUCUAAGUUCAUAGGAAGCUAGGAAACCGAUAUCCGCGGCGCACAGAACAGAUUCCGUCUUGACUGCCAAAUCCUAUAAAUCCGUCUGCAGAAAUUUGAAAGCGGUUAAACGUUGAAAUCGCAGUUUAGUAGGACGUGACAGAGAUACCAGGCACACCGAAUUUUUGAAGCCUAUUUCGCAAUAUAGUUGCUAUCGAAACGGUUUCGCCUUUUAUUCUCGUCCUACCUCCUUCAACAAC